Mercenaria mercenaria is the source of this 4022-nucleotide messenger RNA. RefSeq lists its product as uncharacterized. The coding region runs from base 284 to 1204 and encodes 306 amino acids. NCBI's taxonomy places the organism in Eukaryota, Metazoa, Mollusca, Bivalvia, Venerida, Veneridae. The record is from RefSeq and is a predicted model, not a curated record. The transcript is spliced from 7 exons.
AAUUAACAAAUUUGAUUUUAGAUUCAUUACUCCUUGCUGCUGUUGCUGCCAUUAAGAUGUUGGGAUUUUCGUUGACACAUAUUUUUGAACUUGCCAUAACUUUAUCAGGAUAGCUGGUUCCAUAACUUUAUUAGAGAAUUGUAAGGAGAGCUAGUUUUUGGAGAAGAGUCAGACAUUUCAGAUUUCGUCAUUUUUACAAAUUUGUGAAAAGGAAGUUGUAGAAAUAGAAUAACCAGGUGUGACCAUAUACUUUACCUACUACAGAAAUCCUCUGAAAGAGAACAUGGCGAAAAUCUUAUUUCUUUUCUUACAUGGAUGUGUGCUAGAAUUAGCUUUGGCCAGAUUAGAUCUUGCUCUUACCAGCAGUAAUUGUGGGGAUUACUAUGACAUGGAAGAUAUAGGCGAAGAUGCUUAUGUGACGUAUAAUGGAGGAUGGUUAGACCAAGAUGAAUGUACAGUGCAGUUCAUAAACUAUCAAGUAUAUUCCAAGCAAACCUGUAUUAAACCAAUUAACUUCCAGAUUGGGUGCGCUACAGAAGUGGAAUACCAUAGGCACUUUAUUUCUAAAUACUUGGAUCCAGAGAAGCUAUAUACUUGCCGAAAUGCUUCUUUUGAAGAGUGGUGUGGACCUUUGAGGACAAACCGGUUUUAUUUAUUGAUUCGAACAUCUGGGAGCAGUUCUGCCGAUAAUAUUAAAAUGCAUGUGUACCUGCAACACUACCCAGGCUCUGAUGAUGGAACGUUGUCGGCCGUAGAUACCAGCAGUAGUUCAGUUGGUCUCGUUAUAGGGGUGAUAGGGGCUGUCUUUAUACUGAUUAUAUUUAUUGUCAGUCUUAUAGCAUGUAAAGUAGCGCAGCAACGGAGAAUGCAGGCAUUCCCAAGAACUCCUUAUGUUUACCAGACUGGUGGACAAACGGGUCAAGGUAAUAUUCCUCAAGCACAGCCUCUGCCUGGUUACAACUCAGCACAACCAUCCCAGUUCCAGCCAACAGUCCAAGGUGGUUACCAGUUUCACCCUAUGCAAAGUGCCUAUCCAGUUCCUCAACAGCAGGGAUAUAGUCCAGCUACUGGCAAUCAGCCUGUCGCCCAGACAGACAUUGGACCUCAGAGCCCUUUAGAUGUACAAGGAAGGUUUACAAAUCCAUCAGCUCCACCAAAUGCCAACGCAAAUCCACCACCGUCCUAUGAAAGUGUUACGAAGUAAUCUUUAUUUGUAGUUCCAACAGCAGAUAGAAUAAAGACUUCCAAGAAAGACUUUCUUUGCUCAACAAACUCAUAAUGUACCCAGAAUACUUUUAUAAAUAUUCAUGAAAUAAUAUACUACACUAAAAGUAAUGUUUUGUGCUUCAAAAAUUGUGCAAGUCUUCAUGUGCCCCCGGGCAUGUUGCGAUUGCACUGUCCGUUUGUCCGUCCGUCUAUAUGAGUCAGAUUGCCUACAGUCCACAUUUAUAAGCCAGUUUAGUUCAUACUCACACUCAAUAAUUCUUCUGGUAAGACCCUCAAACUGACCUAUAUAUAAACCACCUUGACCCUCAUAUGACCUUCUUCUUCAAACUUAUAACCUUAAUAAACAUCCCUUUUGGUCCCACAGACCACAUAAAUACCGCAAUUUAGUUCUUACUCACUCUCGACAAACCUUGUGGCAAACUGACCCAUAUAAAUAUAACAAAUCUACCUUCAUAUGAUCUUCACCCAUAUACUUAAAAGCUUGAAAUAAUAUUAUUUGACACAAUAUUGAAUAUUUGGCCACUUUUCGUGAUGAGGGUUGUUAUAUUUUCUGGUCCUUCGGGAUCAUUGAUUUCAACUCAUUUAGAUUUGAAGAUUGAAUACUGCUUAAGCCGAUGCUAGGGGGCGUGGGCAGUGUUGCAUUUUCCAUUACUGCUCAUGAACAGACUCAAUCAAACCGAGUCUGCAAUUUUCACUGUUUGUCUUGUUCUCGGUGCUUCCGAGGGAUCUACUUUCCAGAUUUUAUUAAAUAUUUUUGGUAUGAAAGCUCACUAACAGCACAAAACGAAAGUUUGUGCCUCCUGCUAAAUAGUCUAAAGUUAGAUGCUAAAAGACGUGUGUGUACACUUUACAAGUUAUGCUAUACAUGAAAUAAAUCAUCCACACUUCUGCAAAAGUACUAUUAAGAGAAGUAACGUUUGCGCUGGGUAAACUGUCGUACAUAUUCGCAUAAUUUAAAAAGUAAUAUCAGUGGUAUUUCACCCCAUUUGGAAAUUCCAAGCUUGAUCUUUUGUACCGUGAUGUAACCACAGUCAUGUUUCAUCCGAUUAUACACGCAAGCAGUCGGAACAAAUUUUUGCUUUAUUAAUUUUAACCUUCAUUUAAACAUGUGGUCGGUCAGUAUUUGUUGAACUAUAGUUGUGCUUUUUAUUUAAUCUGUAUUUUAUUAUUUUUAAUAAUUAUAAUAUGUGUAUUGUCAUUUUUACCAACAGUUUUAUUCAGGUUUUUAUAGUGUAAGGGGCAUUAGUUUAAAACUAUUUUAUUCAUUGUAAAUGUCAAUAGAUAUAUGCUGGUAUAUUCACAGUACGUAGAUGAACAGGAUUGGAACGAAAGCAGAACAUACUCGUUUGCUAAUAGAUAAUGGUAUGUCAAAACAUUUCGGAUGGAAAAUGUUUUUUUUUUUUCAAACUGCUUACAAAUUCAAUUAUUAUUAGGUAAAAGUAGUACUGUCAUUUAUUUUGAAAUGUAUGUUGUUAAAAAAGAAAAGUUAUUACAAAACCCCAUUACAGAAUCUCAUACAUAAAUCGUCUGUCUGGAGUUUGUGCUACAUGACCGUUCAAUAUUCAACCCUAAAUCUUGUUUACUGGGAUGAUAAGAUUAAACUAUGAAAAUUAUUUUAUAAAAGACUGACGGAAAUAUAGUCGCCGCGUCCUCCGUCUGUCCGUCCCGAGUUUCUUGUUCGGAGUAUUUCUCAGCAACCACGGGUUAGAAUUUAGCGAAACUUUAUAGAAAACUUCACUAUCAAGAGAUGCACAUAUUUUCUUUCGUAUUCCGGUCAGAAGUUUUUUUCACAAUUAUUGCCCUUUGAUUAUUCAACAGUUGGAAUACUAUAGUACAAUUCUUGUCAUUUUCAGCAACCACUGGUUGGAAUUUAGCGAUACUUCAUAGGAACCUUCACUAUCAAGAGGAGAUAAGCAUAUUAAUUUCGUGAUUUGGUAAAAUGUUUUUUUCACAAGUUAUUGCCUUUUGGUUAUGCAACAAUAAUACACUAUAGUACAAUUCUUGUCUGUAGUAUUUAUCAGCAAUCACUGGUUGGAAUUUAGCCAUACUUCAUAGGAAGUUUUACUAUGAGGAGAUGCGCAUUAUCUUCGUGUUUCGUUUGGAGGAUUUUUAUUGAUUUAAUGCCCUUUGAUUAUUCAACAUUUGUAAACUAUAGCGCCAUCAUAGUCGGGAGUAUUUCUCAGCAACCACUGCCUGUAAUUCAGCUAAGAAUCGUAGGACAUGAGUUGCACAUAUUUUCUUCCUUAUCCGUUCGAAUGAUUUCUUUCAAUGAGCCCUUUGAUCAUUCAGCAUCAGCAAACUACAUAUACCCAGUCAGUAAAUUCCACUUUUGCUCUUUCUAAAUGCAAAUUUCGGUGAGCAUCCAUCGGUUUUAUCGAUAUUUUCGUGUUGACGAGCAAUCCAUUCUUAAAUGGUAUUCUACGCUGAUACCUGAUUUUAGAAAACACGUUUAAUUAUUCGUAUGUAUUGUGCAUUUUAUGACAACAUUGUCAGUAGCUGAUUUUGGAAUAAGAUCCAACAUUGUUUAAGGUAAAGUAAUUGUUUUAAUGCGACGAUAAAUCUGUGAUGUAUACCGAUUAUGCCUUUUAAAUAAAAGUUUUACUGAAGCACAUGGUAAAGGUAAUAUGUUUUGCUGUUGUUUUUGAUAUUCACGCUAAUGAUGUUUUGUAUUUUUCGUACUUGAAUGCAUUGUAGAAUUUUGCAAUCGUUGUUACGCUUCUAUUUAUAUUUCUUUACAUGUAUAUGAUACGUAUAUCAUAUUUGAUCUAUUAGAUGUGCAAUAAAUAUUUAUAUGA